Messenger RNA from Candidula unifasciata, 882 nucleotides. The record is from the annotation of a GenBank genome assembly. Lineage: Eukaryota; Metazoa; Mollusca; Gastropoda; Stylommatophora; Geomitridae.
AUGAACAUUGUUGGUCCAGCAGGUGCUUCAGCUACUGCUUUUUCUUAUCAAACACCUUCAUCGUCACCCACUACCUUACAGUAUUCAAGAGCCACAACAGACAGUCUUCCUUCCACAAGUGCUGCGGUAACAAAUGUGGAGCAGCCAGAGCCUUACUUUACUACACGUUCAUCACAGAGUGGGAGUGGGAGAUUUUCAGACAAGAUAUCACGUCAAACAUCUGCUUCAUCUGCCACACCAUUACAUCUUGCAGGAUUGGCCGGUGAGAUACACCCUUCUCCCACUCAUACAGCAGAGCUGAUGCUGUCUGGAGGUCUGCCCAUGAACCGAAGACGUGCAGGAGCAUCACCUGAAGCCCAGCAUGUCACCAUGAGAGGAACUAUCACCAGAGGCAACAGUGUGGGCCAGCCAGUUAAGGUUCAGCUUGAUUUGACGGAGACUGAAUUUCUUCGUCUGACCUCACAAGAACCACAGAUAAAAGAAGAUUUCAAGUGUGGGUGUGGGCGCAGCCGCGGCCCACACAUCAUUCUCUGGUCUCUUUUAUGUAUACCAGUGGCCAUCGCCAUUUCUUUGUGUAUUGCCUUUUACAAUGGCGCAAUGGCCUGGUAUAAUUUGAUUAUAUACUUCAGCGAAGAGAGGACAGUCUUCCACAAAGUGGUCUUGUGUCCGGUGAUCAUUUUAACUUUUCCUGUGACGGUGGGUGUUUCUGCUUUACUGAUAUCUGUGGUUGCCGCAGCAAUGCAGAUUUCCUGGUCGUGGCAUCGAUGGCUGGCAGAGAUUCAUGACGGGGAGAAGGGUUUCUAUGGUUGGUUCUGUGGUCAGAUAGGCCUUCCUGCGUGCUCUCCUUACCAAGUUGUAGUGCUGGAUAGUAGUGGUGUCUAA